AUGACUCCCAAUCAUUUGUCAUCUCAAAGAAUUCUAUUAUUCAAAAAAGAGGUUGUGGGAUACCUUGAUGAGGCAAAAUCCAUUAAGCUAAAGCUCACGAGCGGACCUAAACAACUGCGGGUUGUCACCAUUGUGGGUAUGCCCGGCCAAGGUAAGACUACCUUGGCUGCGAAAGUUUACAAUGAUCCUUCUGUUGUGUGCCAUUUUUCUAUUCGUGCACAUAUGGCUAUGUCAAAAAUAUUUGACAAAAGGAGAGUCCUCCUCGACCUCUUAGGUCAAAUUGAUCCCAAAAAAUGUUCUAGGACUACUUCUGAUCAGGAUUUAGUCCAGAAUCUGUGGCGCAGUUUAAAAGGAAGGUCAUAUCUUAUCUUCUUGGAUGAUGGAUGGGAUGUUGAAGCCUGGAGCAGCUUAAAAGAAGCAUUUCCUGAGGAUCACGCGGCUAGCAGAAUUAUCACGACAAGCUGUAAACAAUAUCUUGCUCCCAAUGAAGAUCUUCACGUACUCAGACCAUUGAAUGAAGAAGAGAGCCUAGACUUAUUGCAGAGACAGUUACUUGGAGGAAUUGGUUGGCCCUGGAUUACGUGA
This is a messenger RNA of Oldenlandia corymbosa var. corymbosa, 585 nucleotides long. The record is from the annotation of a GenBank genome assembly. NCBI's taxonomy places the organism in Eukaryota, Viridiplantae, Streptophyta, Magnoliopsida, Gentianales, Rubiaceae.